Messenger RNA from Styela clava, 732 nucleotides. The record is from RefSeq and is a predicted model, not a curated record. Lineage: Eukaryota; Metazoa; Chordata; Ascidiacea; Stolidobranchia; Styelidae.
UAGGAUUAAGUAAAAAAAGAAAAAAAUGCAUUUUAGUGUGAAGGAAGACGCGAUAAACCAGUAAUGGUUAUCGAGCAGCGUCACCUACAAGGAAGUCUAACAUCAAAUUUUAUAAAGGAGUAAAAAGACGAACAUUAAAUACUAAGAGAAUACGGAAAUAGAAUAUAUUCAGGCGACCCGAAUAUCCGAGUCUCGUUCAUAACGAAGGAAGCAAGCGACUCCAGUCACAACAGGCGGGGUAACCAUGUCAACCGCGUUUUAUUAGAUAUCAGAGUGAUAAACCAUAGCAUUAUGAGGUAACUAUGGAUAAACGGGCUAAGAAACCUCGCUUGUCAGCUGCAGUAAGGGCCAUUGUUUUGGGGGUAGUACCUCAUUCGGAAGACAUUAAUAACAAACAAUAUUAUUGGAAUCAGGUUCCGAAAGGGUUUUUUAAAUCUAUACGGUACCGUACCGGUACUCAUGGAACUCUACAGUGGCCUGAUGAUUGGGUGCUGGUGGCAAAUUCAUACAUGAACAGAAAAAGAGAUCAACUUAAAAAGUGCAGAAAAUUGAUUAUUAAAAGUAUCAAGUCAAUCAAUUCGAGAGGCUGUGGAUCAGAUCAAGCAAUCCUGGCAAUGACAAAGAGGAAAGCUGACAGCACAUCAACUCUAGGUGCUGGCAGGUGACAGGUAAGAAGAGAGCAUGAAUUUUUUAAAUUUAAAUUUAAAGAUGUCAUAAGUGGAGUCACGUAGA